Messenger RNA from Oncorhynchus masou masou (cherry salmon), 1200 nucleotides. Its product is annotated as ubiquitin carboxyl-terminal hydrolase 33-like. The transcript has 9 exons. The coding region runs from base 143 to 1024 and encodes 293 amino acids. Gene Ontology annotation, biological process: protein deubiquitination. Gene Ontology annotation, cellular component: cytoplasm. The record is from RefSeq and is a predicted model, not a curated record. Gene Ontology annotation, molecular function: cysteine-type deubiquitinase activity; zinc ion binding. NCBI's taxonomy places the organism in Eukaryota, Metazoa, Chordata, Actinopteri, Salmoniformes, Salmonidae.
ACGGGAACUGUGACAUUUUCCAAAGCAUUAACUUUUGAAAUAAUGUCACAGAUACAUAUUUAAUUGCCGUUUAUAACUUUCAAGAUCAGUUCCUUUGAACUGUAACUUCAUAAAGUGCAGACAGGUAAGGUGCAGGUGAGUGAUGCCUGUGUGUUCUAGCAGUGACUGUCCCCAUCUACAGUGUGUUGGAGAGAUCACCAAGGAAGAGCUCAUCCUCAAGUCUCAUGGCCAGUGCCAAGACUGCAAAGUUGGAGGACCGAAUCUUUGGGCGUGUCUGGAGAACGGCUGUGUGUAUGUGGGCUGUGGAGAAUCUCACACUGACCACAGCACCAUCCACUCACAGGAGACUGGGCACAACCUGACCGUGAACCUGACCACUCUGAGGGUGUGGUGUUAUGCCUGUGGGAAAGAGGUGUUCCUGGAGCGAAAACUGGGCCCUCACUGCCCUGUCCCCAGCACCAAGACCCUCGCUUCACCUCUCACCAACACACAGGAAGGUAGCAGGGUGUUUGGCCGCUCCACCUCUCUGAGACUGCCCCCUACUGGUGGCUGUGAAGACCUGGGCAUGGAGACCGAGGAGGAGGAGGACGAGCUCCGCCCCAGAGGUCUGACGGGACUGAAGAACAUAGGAAACACCUGCUUUAUGAACGCAGCCCUGCAGGCCCUCUCUAACUGUCCUCCUCUUACCCAGUUCUUUGUGGAGUGUGGAGGUCUGGUGAGGACAGACAAGAAGCCUGCUCUGAGUAAGAGCUACCAGAAACUGGUGUCAGACCUCUGGCACAAGAACAGACCAUCCUAUGUCGUCCCCACCAGUCUGUUCCAGGGGAUCAAGGCUGUUAACCCCAUGUUCAGAGGAUACUCACAACAGGUAGGUUGUCUUCUCAUCGGGCGGCAGGGUAGCCUAGUGGUUAGACUAGUAACCGGAAGGACUAGUAACCGGAGGUUGCAAGUUCAAAUCCCCGAGCUGACAUGGUACGAAUCUGUUGUUCUGCCCCUGAACAGGCAGUUAACCCACUGUUCCUAGGCCGUCAUUGAAAAUAAGAAUUUGUUCUUAACUGACUUGCCUAGUAAAAUAAAGGUUAAUAAAAGAAAGAAAAAAAGAAAGAAAUUGUGAUAUAAUUUAUAAUACGGUAAAACGUGUGUUUGUAUGAAAGAAACUAGGGCUGUUACCGAAGGUCAUUCCCAGGCAGACAGAUGGGC